Messenger RNA from Daphnia pulex (common water flea), 879 nucleotides. Its product is annotated as vesicle-associated membrane protein 2-like. The record is from RefSeq and is a predicted model, not a curated record. The coding region runs from base 130 to 537 and encodes 135 amino acids. Gene Ontology annotation, biological process: vesicle-mediated transport; Golgi ribbon formation. NCBI's taxonomy places the organism in Eukaryota, Metazoa, Arthropoda, Branchiopoda, Diplostraca, Daphniidae. Gene Ontology annotation, cellular component: membrane. The transcript is spliced from 7 exons.
CGUUUAGCAGAAGAUAUUUGAUGAAAUUAAUUGACAGCUUUGUUUUCCUUUAGUUAUUGUAAAGUUACUAGUUAGUUUGAUCCUAUUUUCACAUUUUCAAGAAAGUUCAUAAAUAUUUUAAUAUCUGCUAUGUCUGGAAGACCAACUAGACCAAGCAGGAGUGAAGGAGCAGAUUUUGAAAGAGAGCAGCUACUAGAUAAUGUGUCUGAUGAUAGUGAUGAAGAUUUCGUGCUCAAUAAAAAAGAUGGAGGACAAUUUUCAAACAACAAGCUGAAAGAGGUAAAAUCCCAGGUGGAAGAGGUCACUAACGUUAUGAAGGAGAAUGUGCAUAAGCUGUUUGCCAGAGGUGACCAGCUGGAUGAGCUGAAUGAGAGAUCAGAAAAUUUAAGAAGUGCUUCCGAUGAAUUUCACACUGCUUCCUCAAGGCUCCGUAAAACAAUGUGGUGGAAAGAGAUGAGAACUCGUCUCAUUCUAGGAUCACUCUGCGGUCUAGUUGUGCUAAUUAUGAUAGUGUGGCUAUCAGUCAAAUACCAUUGAUCAGCAAGAAGAUUUUCAAGAUAUCCCCAACCUGUCGACCGGUAUUACUAGGCGUACAAGUUGAGUCCAUCAAAAUCCGCAAAUUCAAAUAUUGAAAGGUGGGGUUUGCACACUAUAGUCAGAUGAAUGGAUGACAAUUUGAAAUAUAUAUUUGAUUACUAUAAAUCCACUUAACAUUGUCUUGUGGAAUCGAGUGAGAUUGAUAAUGUCUGUCACAGAAAAAUGAAAAAAAAAAGUAUCAAACACUUUGAUGAACGGCUGAUCAUUUUCCCAUUGUAUUUCACCUUUUACACGGUUUAUAUAUCAAUUGAUGAAUACAGAACCGAUGGUAUUCCACAUAUA